GGGAUUAAUUAUGGUUUGUUAUUUACUAAAAUAUUUGAAAGAAGCUGAUGUUAGAUGAAUAUAAAUAUGUAAUCAUUUAUAUAUUAGCGUUUUAAACUUAUCAUUCCAAAAGUUUAAAAAGGGCUACAUAAUAUCAGAGUUUUGAAAAUCAGUUUUGUAUUCAAGAUUUUUAUUUCAGCUAUGUUUGAAAUUUAUUCGGAAGUACGAGCCAUUAUAUCCUCAAAUGUGGUCAGUGCUAUUGAAGGAUGUGUAUUUGACGCAAUCAAAGAACGAAUCUUUACUGCUAAAGUAGAAGAAGUAACGGCUGAAGAUGAGAUACAAUACCACCUCUCUGGUACAUUGGAUGGAAUCCUCAUAGCUAAAAAUAAGCUGGAAGAAUUACUGAAUAGCAUACACAUAAAGAGGCUAGCCAAAGAAACCAAUGAAUUAGAUAACACUACAUUAUCAGAAGAAAACAGCAGUCUUGCCGAUGAAGGUAACACAUCUUAUGAUAAGGAAGGUACAGACAAAACUUCUUGUUUAUCAGAUGACAAAGAACAUGAAACAAAUGCAUCAUCUAAUGGCUAUGUGAGCACUAACACUGAGAGCAGCGUGAAGACUUUGAGGAUGAAACCUUUAUCAAAGAAAUUGAGGUUUUUCUUGAAAGAGCGUCCGAGAAGUAGCCAGCGUACCCGAGCAAGACUUGCCCUUCAGCUGAGAACCUUGAAAAAGAAAUCAAUUCUUCGAAAUAAGCCCCAAAGAGUGUCGAGGGUUUUACGUAAUGAUCCUGACCGAUUGAUUGAAAAUCUUCAACAAAUGAAAUUGGCAACUGAAGAUUCUGAUGUGGAUUCAGGUGGAACAGAUGGAAAAAGCAAAACCCAUGUGAGGCUACCUUGUAAAGCAAGGAAUCAUGAUUCAGUUUCUGGGUACAAACACUUCUGUGAAUUGUGCUCGUUCAAAACAAAACGCAGUAGCCAUUUUCUGAAGCACAUGACUGUUCAUGAAAAGGUGAGCACAAUUUACAAGUGCAAUCAUUGUUCAUUCAAGUCUAUACGUCUGAGUCAUUUACGCAGGCAUGAAUUAACACAUAGUUCCGCAAUCCAUUCAUGCUCUUACUGUCACUAUCAGACAAAUGACAUUAAGUUUCUUCGUAAGCAUGCCAAAAUCAAACAUAGUGGACAUGCAAAAUCAGACAAAGGCUCUUCACUUGUCUUGAGCUGUCCACAUUGCAGUUAUCAGACCACAAAGCAGCACUACUAUGACAGGCAUCAACGUUUACACUGUUCCAAGCGAGGGUUCAUCCAUCAGUGUGAGCAAUGCUGUUACAAAACACACCGUCGAGAACACUAUGUGCGACAUGUUACUAGUGUUCAUGGUGAGCAACGACCCUAUCUCUGUCAUGUCUGUGGAAAAGCCUUCAAACGAGGAGAUGCUUUGCAACAACAUCACCAGACCCAUUCCGAAGUGCAGUCUGAAAAUGCUAACUACAAAUGCUCCAUUUGUGAAAAACAGUUCCGAUCUCAGUCCCACCUUUUUGAACAUAAAGCUGUACACUCAGAGUACAGAUCAUUCCUUUGCGAAAUCUGUGGCGCUUCAUUUAAAACGCGAUCAGUUCAUCGUAAGCAUGUGCAGAGCAUUCACCGUAAUCCACGCUCAUUUUCAUGCGAUGUGUGCUGUAAGAAAUUCAGUACUCAGUACACUUUGAAAAGACAUAAGAAGAUACACACCGUAAAAUCUGGUAUAAUUCCAAAAUCCUUAUUGAACAGUUCUACAACAACUGAGAUUGACACAUCUUUGAAGAAUUUCUUCCCUGAAACUGUCACAAUUCCAAGCAUUUCUGCCCCUUUAACAGUUGAUUCUCAUGCCUCUGUAUUACCACCCACUGUUUGCCCUGUUUCAUUACCAACUACUGGUUGUGCUGCAUCACUCCCAACACCCACUAUAUCAGUCGGAACAUCAGAGGUUUUACCUAUGGUCACACCUCCUGUAAUUCAGCCCACAGAGCCAACUACUAUUCUUUAUUUGACAAACACCUUGCAACAACUUUAAAAAGGUCUCUGAAAAGUAUAUUAUAAUGCAUGUUGUAAAUAGUCAUUUAUGACAUUCAGUUUAUGUUUUAAGUGUAAUAUUUGUAAAAAAUUGAUGUUGUAAAAGUUUUGUGUCCAUACAUUUAUUUAUUUUUUCCUCAUUGUUCAAUUGUCAUUAUUGUGUUGUGCAGCUGAGACAAUGCACAAAUUUUUGAAUAGUGUUUUAUCCUUUAUAGAAGUUAGUUAGAAUAUUUAGACUUUCAUGUACGAAGUUUUUAGACAGAUUUUAUAUAUGUGUUGCCAUUUAAAGUUUUUAAGUAAUAAUUAUAAAUUCGGGAUUUUUCUUUCUUUAAGUAAAAUCAUUUAAUAGAGCUUCACCAAUUAUAAAAGGUGUUUUUGCUGCUAAUUCCAAAUUGGCUUUAAUCAUUUUGACAAACGAAGAACUGCUUUUCCAGGGCUGAAAUAUAGAUUCAUUGUUAAUGGUAUAACUUAAUUCCAUUUACCAAUUCUUUCGUAAAAGUUCUGUAUAUCUUAAAUUGGUCCUAUUCUUAGAAGCGAAAAGAUUCUUUUUCUAGUCCCCCUGCCAAAUAAUGAGACAUGAAAGUUUGAAACUUUUGAUUUUAAAAAUAUAAAGUAUAGGCCAUUAUAACUUGGAUAGUUUAAACACAUUUUAAUGGUUUUGAAGCAUUUUUUUUUUCUAAUUUAAUAAUGCACAAAUAAAUUUUUGUAGUACUGGUUAAUUUUUUAUUUCAAUUUCAUAUAAUAUAAAAGGUUUGUAUCAAAAACUGAUACUAAUCUAAUAAAAUGCUGUGCGUCAUUAAAAAAAAUCA
This is a messenger RNA of Argiope bruennichi, 2836 nucleotides long. Its product is annotated as zinc finger protein 287-like. The coding region runs from base 181 to 2028 and encodes 615 amino acids. The transcript has 6 exons. Gene Ontology annotation, biological process: regulation of transcription by RNA polymerase II. The record is from RefSeq and is a predicted model, not a curated record. Gene Ontology annotation, molecular function: RNA polymerase II cis-regulatory region sequence-specific DNA binding; chromatin insulator sequence binding; DNA-binding transcription factor activity, RNA polymerase II-specific. NCBI's taxonomy places the organism in Eukaryota, Metazoa, Arthropoda, Arachnida, Araneae, Araneidae. Gene Ontology annotation, cellular component: chromosome.